Cetraspora pellucida is the source of this 1749-nucleotide messenger RNA. Lineage: Eukaryota; Fungi; Glomeromycota; Glomeromycetes; Diversisporales; Gigasporaceae. The record is from the annotation of a GenBank genome assembly.
AUGGAAAAAUUUUUACUAACAGAAAAACCGGAUAAAAUAACAAUUAUCACUGCAAUGUACACAAGAAUAAAGACUAAUGAAUGGACUGGUAACGAAGACGAGGAGGUUGAAGUAUUUAUCAAAACAAAAGAAAAGAUACUUCAAAACUUGUCUCUAAAAAAUGAAAAAAUACGUAUCGAAAAACUAAAGUCUCUUGAAGAUACCAAACCAGUGGAAAUCGCCGAAUGGAAAAAAGAUGCUAAUGAAAACAUUAGUAAGCUGAAAACUGUCUUGAAACAAUAUAUAGAAUCAAAAGAUGUAUUUAAACGAAGUGCUCGCUCACGUCUCUGUUCCCAACUACUCAAAGAAUUAAGUAAUAUGAGUGCUGAUGAUUUGACAUAUGAUAAUCCAUUAGCAAGUGGCAUUAUUUGUGAUGAAUCCGAAUUAGUCAAAAAGCUGCCACAAGAUUGUCAAGAAGAAUUUCGGAUGGGCAAUUUAGAAAUAAAACUUGAUAGCAAUUCUGAUUUAAGACAGGCUUCUGAAAGUUUAGUAAAGAGCCAUCAAUCAUGGAAAAAGCAAAAGAAAAAACGAUUUGAAAAUAAAGUGGAAUAUGGAAACUUGUUUGAUGAGAGAAAGGAUAUAAUAAAAUUCUCAAGAAGAAUAUCAAAUGCUUUAGAAAAUGUAUGGAGAACACAGCAUUAUGCUAUGAUGGCAAGUGCACUAGAUCAAGUUAACGAAGGCACGUACGUUGCAGAGGUAUUAGCACCUUUGUUAACUGCUACCUUUGCAGAAUUACCAGUUCCCUUCUUAAUUCUCACAUCUUUAAUUAGGGGAGAAGUUGAGAGUCCUUCGAGUAAGGCUCGUAAACAGUUACAUGGAAAUAAGCCAGAUUUCAUGUUACGCGUGAAAAUUGGCGACAAAGAACUUGAAUUAGUUAAUAUGGAAACAGGACGACCAGAAUCGGAUUGGAAGAAACAAUUGUCUGAUCAUAAUAAAUUGGCGCGUAGCGCUAAAGAUGCCUUUGAGGAUUUUUCCAUCAAUGGAAGUGUAAAAAAAUAUGGAUAUGAUGAAUUGACAAAGAUCUUUUGGCGGUAUUUAUCAAUUCAUGUUUUUUCCAAAACCAAAGAAGGAUAUUAUCGUUUUAUUAAGAUGCGUGAAGUUGAGAUUCCGCUGUUUCAAAGCAAGCCUGAGCAAGUUUAUGAACUGAUGCAAUUACUGUUAGAACUGCGGACUGCUGUUAUUAAAACAGUUAGGGUGCUAUUUUAUCGAUACAAGUCUAGACAUUCCAAAAAGCCAAAUAAGGGUACCGUUUAUGGUAUUAAGCAGAUGUUUGUAACAAUAGGAACACCAAAGGUGUUGGCCAUGUUAAAGAAUAAUACGCAUCUUAAUAUCAAAAAUAAUGAACCAGAAAAUUAUCCAACUAAAAGUAGUGCAGAAAUUAAUUUUUCUGCGAAUUACAAAGCGCUUAUAAAAAACUUUGCUAGAGCUAUUCAUGGACGUGGGGGUUUCGUGAUAUUGGUGAAUGCUACGGAUGUAGUUACUAAAGGAUGGAAUGGAAUCAUUGAUUAUCAAAUUGAAGGUACCUGCGAUGAGUGGGUUAAACUUGUUGACAUGGAAUUAUCAGAAAUCGAAAAAAUAACAUUAUCAAAAAAUAAAUUAAAAAAUAAAAGUAAAUUGGACGAUGCAAGUGAAAAAAAACAAGUAGGAAAAAAGAGAAACAGAGUGAAUGUCGAGACAGGCUCAUUGAAAAAAAGAAAAAGAGAUGAAUAG